AUGUACAACGAAGCCAACCACAUCUUAUGGGUGACGAACACCUCCUUCAAGGACGGCAUCACAUUCAAACGACUCGUGGGGCCACGAAGCCUCAUUCAGAAGCGUACGCUGAAGAAGCUUCGCAUUCAAAUGGAUGAGGCCAUGGACGAGCACAAGUUUGGGACUAGUUCUUUCAACAUGGCCAUCAUCCAAUCUCUUCAGGGCCUCCGGCAUCUAAGAUUACACACCGAUUAUGGUUUGGCAUUGGAGGACUAUGACCUUCUGAAGAAUCGGUUUACUAGUCUCUACUGUACUAGCUACGUCGAAAGCCUAGAGAAGAUUGCGAACCUGCCAUUGACCAGCGUCGAGGUUGUUGUCAAGAACCCGGCUUGCACAGAGCGCAAAAAUCGCUAUGAAAAUCAGUGGUUGAAAGGAGAGAGAAGAGAAGCAAUGGCGAAUCUCGCCGAGAUAGAUCCUUCCAUGACACCCACGUUCAAUCCUCCUCCAGGACAGCAGCCCAACUUUACAGACUCUCCUUCGUCACAGAAUUGGCUGGUGGCAACAGGCAUACUGUGCCUGGCUUUUGCAAUUGUUUUCAUAUGCGCGCGAACUUUUGUGAAGACGUACAUCAUCAAGAAGACACAAAUAGAAGAUUCUCAGCAACAUAGUCGAGAUCCUCUACGGCCCCGCAAUGUUCCCAGCCAAACUCUGCGUCCUGAUGCAGAUGCUGCGAAUCUUCCGCGGCACAAAGAAAGAUGCCGUCUACUGGGCCAUCUCAUCCUGGUCUGGUCGAAUUUCGUCUUCUACGUCACAGUGACCUUCUGUUUCAUCUUCGCCUGCGUACCGAGAGCCCAGCUCUCGAAUCCGAUGUUGUCGGGGACAUGCGUGACAACAAUGGAUCCAUACAUAUUGGCGACGUCUGCAAUUAACAUUGCAAGCGAUUUCUCGAUACUUUUCCUGCCAGUCUUUGCGGUCUGGAAGCUGCAGAUAGCGUUGAAGAGGAAAAUGACCAUUUCCGCCGUAUUUGGUACCGGGCUUUUUGCCUGCAUCUCGAGCAUCAUCCGCUUGGUCUACAGCGUCCACCUCACUCUGGCAACAGACAGGACCCGGGCCAUGGAGCCAGUCUUCAUGUGGGCGUUUGCGGAAUUCACAACCGUGAUCCUCGCAGGUGCCAUCCCUACAACCCCGCGCUUGAUUCAAUGGCUGCGCGGGCAUAAAGACUCCCCCCCUUACGUACAAGCGUACCAAAAGCCUUCGAAACCUUCUUAUGUCACGAUCAGCAAUGGGUUGGCUGAUGUGGAGGCUGAAUAUCCAGGGAGGGGAAUGAAUAUUGUGAAGGCGACACGGAAGAGCUAUAUACCGCUGGAGAAAGACGUGGGGCGGAUGAGCUGGGAAUACGAAGCUGAGGCUGAGCAGGACAUCUUUGGGAAGGGCCCGUCUGCGCAGCAGAAGAGUGGGUGGGAGGCGAGAGAGGAGAUGGGCGAUGGGUUGUUGAGGCCUGUGAAGAUGCAGACCUGCUAUAUCCCUUGA
This is a messenger RNA of Letharia columbiana, 1509 nucleotides long. RefSeq lists its product as uncharacterized. NCBI's taxonomy places the organism in Eukaryota, Fungi, Ascomycota, Lecanoromycetes, Lecanorales, Parmeliaceae. Bases 1 to 1509 code for a protein of 502 amino acids. The record is from RefSeq and is a predicted model, not a curated record. The transcript has 4 exons.